AUGGGAUUACUAAGUCAGAGGAAGUGGACAUUGAGUAGCUCUCAACAGACAGGCUGUGUUGUGCUCACCGUACCCAGCUUCCCAUGGGUGGGCAGCCGAAUGCAUUUUGGGAGAAAGCAGGUCUCGUGGAUAAUUUUUCUGAAGAUCGGAGCAGGUUGUCGGGUCCACGUUGGCCAUGACUGCAACACGCUCCGGAGACAGCAGGGGGCACCCUGGAGCUUCGCAUCCUCCCUCAGGCCCGCGGCAUCUCCCCUGGCUCCACCCUCCCCAGGCGCCCAGAAGCCAGGUGUCUCAGCAGCAGCCUUGUGGCUGUGCCUAUUCUGUGCCCUCCGAGUUCUAGGCUGA
This is a messenger RNA of Nomascus leucogenys (northern white-cheeked gibbon), 345 nucleotides long. RefSeq lists its product as uncharacterized. The record is from RefSeq and is a predicted model, not a curated record. Lineage: Eukaryota; Metazoa; Chordata; Mammalia; Primates; Hylobatidae.